This is a messenger RNA of Entelurus aequoreus (snake pipefish), 2588 nucleotides long. It is a transcript of the gene cdc6, whose product is annotated as cell division cycle 6 homolog (S. cerevisiae). Gene Ontology annotation, molecular function: DNA replication origin binding. Gene Ontology annotation, cellular component: nucleus. Gene Ontology annotation, biological process: DNA replication initiation; mitotic DNA replication checkpoint signaling; cell division. The transcript has 11 exons. NCBI's taxonomy places the organism in Eukaryota, Metazoa, Chordata, Actinopteri, Syngnathiformes, Syngnathidae. The record is from RefSeq and is a predicted model, not a curated record. The coding region runs from base 161 to 2089 and encodes 642 amino acids.
AAAAAAUAUAUAAACUAUAAAAUAAGCCCGCCUAAACGGCAACAAAAAGCUUCUCUUCCGCCAAAAUGUUCAUUUCCAUCUCUGGCCGAAUCUCCCGCCACGGAGAGCGUCAGGGGCGUUCUUGUCGUGACGUAAGCUCCGGUGUCUCCGGGCUGAACCAAUGAGCAUCGGGGAGCGGCCGCUGUCCGACCAAUCAAAAGAGCUGCUGGCCGGAAACAGCUGCUCUUGCUUUGGAGGCGGGGAAUUAUUGGCGCUAAAGUUGGCUUGUUGGAGGAGAAAGACGGAGGCGCGCAGUCGAAGUCUGAAGCGACUUUCAGCUUACGUCGUUCAAGAAAAGGUGACCAAGAUGCCGAGCACGCGCUCCCAGUGUCUCGCCCAGCCCACCCUGUCCUUCCCCAGACGCAAGUCCUGCCGGGGGUCCUCCAAGACCGAAGCCCCUCAAGUGGAGAAGCCGUCAGCCAAGAAGACCCUGGCCCAAACUGGACCGAAGACCCUGGCCCAAACUGGACCGAUGAAGCCCAUCCCCUUGCUGUCCCACGCCGUUCUUCUCUCGCCGAGACGCGGCGCGACGGCGAUCCCUCCCUCGCCAGCCAGGCUGCCUCUCAGCCCGCGCAAGCGCACAGGCGAAGACAACGCCCUCAACGUCGGCGCUCAGCACGCGUCUCCGCCCAAGCAGAGCAGGGCGACCACGCCGCUGCUGUCCCCGCGUCGCCUGGCCUUCGAUGAAAACUCGCCCGUCUGUGCUCGCCGUCGGCUGAUCCCCUCCUCCCCCGCCGCCGCUUCGUCGCCAGGGCAACGAAGUGGAAGUCCGGCCCGGCCGAGUCCGGACCGCAAGGAGUCUGAAAGGUCCAGGUUCCUCAGCGUCAAGCAGGCGCUCCACACCGCCAUACCCCCGCGCCUCCUGUCCCGCGACCACCAGCGAGACGCCAUCAGCUCCUUCCUCAGGGACACGGCCGCUCGCCGUCUGCCUGGUGGUCUCUACAUCUCAGGAGCACCGGGGACCGGAAAGACCGCCUGUCUGGACCGCGUGCUGCUCGACAUGAAGGAGGAGUUGGUGUGUGUGCACACACUCAUCAUCAACUGCAUGAGUGUGAGAAGUUCACACUCCAUCUUCCCUCUUCUGGCACACAUGCUGCACCUGCCUGAUGGACCCCGAGGACUGCAGGCACACCUGACCUCACCUGGACCUGCUGUGCUCCUGGUUCUGGACGAGAUGGACCAGCUGGACAGCAAGUCCCAGGACAUCCUGUACACCAUCUUUGAGUGGCCUCACCUGCCCAAGUCCCGCCUCUGUCUCAUCGGGGUCGCCAACGCUCUGGACUUGACGGACCGCAUCCUGCCCAGACUGCAGGCGCGCCCUCGCUGCCGACCUCAGCUGCUCAACUUCCCGCCCUACAGCCGCCAGGAGCUGAGCGCCAUCGUGCAGGACCGCCUGGCUCAGGCGUCGGCGGGCGGGAUCCUGGACGCCGCCGCCGUGCAGUUCUGCGCCCGCAAAGUGUCUGCCGUGUCGGGGGACGCCAGGAAGGCUCUGGACAUCUGCAGGAGAGCGGUGGAGAUGGUGGAGUCUGAUGGCAGGAAGAAGGUGGAGUCUGAUGGCAGGAAGAAGGUGGAGUCUGAUGGCAGGAAGAAGGUGGAGUCUGACGGCAGGAAGACGGCGUGCCAGCAGAAAGACGAGGCGUGCCGCGUCAGCGUCCCUCAGGUGGCGCGCGUCCUCUCCGAGGUGUACGGCGACCGCAUGGCGUCGCAGGGCGGCGCCCCCGAUGGCGAGAACUUCCCUCUCCAGCAGAAACUUCUGGUGUGCUGCCUGCUGCUGCUGGCACGCGGCGGGAAGAGCAAGGAAGUCGUGCUCGGCAAGCAGCUCCAUGAGGUCCACAGCCGCCUGUGCGCUCAAAGGCAAGUGGGCGGAGUCAGCCAGGCCGAGUGUUUGUCGCUCUGCUCGCUGCUGGAGAGUCAAGGAGUGUUCGCUCUGAAGAAAGCCAAAGAAGCUCGACUCACUAAAGUGUUCCUGAAGAUCGAGGAGAAAGACGUGGAGAACGCGCUGAAGGACCGCACGUUGGUCGGCAGCAUCCUGGCGGCCGGACUCCCUUGAGCUUCUUUUUUUCAAUUUUAUUUUGUAGCUUUUUUUUUAAGAUGAACUUUAAAAAGUUUUUUAUUAUUUUUUUUCUUAUUAUAAAAUUCUCAUUUUUGCUGAGGAUGUCAUUUUUAAAGUCAGGUUUGUUGUUGAAAAUAAACUGACAGAUUUAGUUUCUUUAGUGUUCUCGUGAGACGUGUAGAAACGCCACUCAACACCAAGCCAAACCGGAGUCAAUGAAGAGAACGUCGUUGUAAGCUUGACCAUUUACUUUUGACAAUUCUUCAUAGACAAGAUGGUGAAAAACUAAAAAGAACAAAGAGACACAAACACACUUAUUGUCUCUGUACAUAUUUGUCAACAAUGACAUAUGAAAAUGUAACGGUAAUGUCCCAAAAUGUCCAGCAGAGGGAGACUCCCGUCUGUCUGAAUGACUUCAACACAUUGUAUCUAGUUCGACAAUAUCGGCACUAUUACACUUUUUAACGUGUCUGACAUGUUAACUUAUUAAAGACAA